Pyrenophora tritici-repentis Pt-1C-BFP is the source of this 396-nucleotide messenger RNA. RefSeq lists its product as uncharacterized. Lineage: Eukaryota; Fungi; Ascomycota; Dothideomycetes; Pleosporales; Pleosporaceae. The record is from RefSeq and is a predicted model, not a curated record.
AUGUCUGGAUAUUACUACUGCUCCCAGUGCGGAGACGGACCACACAACACAUUCUACAACCCCACCUGUCCCAACUGUUUCCGGUCCCAGAACAACAGCCAUCAAACCAUCAACAUGAACCACUACGCCUACGGGUCCGAUGCCCACGAGACUGCGAGCUACGCCACCACCGACAUCAACUACAUGGGUGUGGGAUAUCCGUCCACUGCUGCAGGCCUCUCAGGCACCAACUUCCCCUUCAACCAAUGCCCGACACAGCCACGAAACGACCAUUGGGUCUGCUGCCAGUGUGGACAAGGUGGUGGAAGCGUUGCCAGGGAUGAGGGGUGUGCGACUUGUUCCAAUCACUGGCGAUGCCCUGAGUGCCGAGUUUAUGAUGCUUCUAAGAAGAAGUAG